UUUUUUUUGGGGGGGGGGGGGUAGAGGAACAUUCAUGUUAUCUUUAUUUCCUUGCAUUAUGAGGUUGGUUGAACCUUUCUUUCUACUUUCCCCAGGAUGAAGAAGUGACAUUUGACUACAACUAUGUCAGGGUUUUUGGUGCUGCUGCAAAAAAAUGUUUUUGUGGCUCACCUCAUUGUCAAGGUUAUAUAGGUGGUGAUCCACUCAGUGCUGAAAUCAUUGUUCAAGAUGAUUCAGAUGAAGAAUUUCCGGAACCUGUCAUGCUUACUGAAGGUGGUGAUAUUGAAGACGGGCCCGGUGGUCACCUGGAGAAGGAGAGUUCUCUAAACCCUCCCUGUGCUAGAUCUCAGCUGCACUGCUCAAUAAUAGUGGAAAAUUCUAAGGGCAAUUAUUCAUCUUCCAUUCACCUGGAGAAGGAGAGUUCUCUAAACCCUCCCUCUGCUAGAUCUCACCUGCACAGCUCAAUAAUAGUGGAAAAUUCUAAGGGCAAUUUAUCAUCUUCCAUUCAAAUGAAAGUACUUCCCCAGCAAACGGAGGAUGUAAUAAGCAAACCUACUCCUACCUUACAACAAGGAUAUGCAGUAGAAUCUGAGCAUUUUGGCAAAACUUUGAUUCAGAAUAUUGAGACUUCUUCCUCUUCAUCUGUUAGCAAAUCCAAGUAUGGAGUAAUUGAAGAUAGAUUUGGUCUUUCAGAACCUCAUCUGCUUGGGAAGGCUUCUCAAAUAAAUGGUUCUGUUAAAAAGGGAAGGGGGUGUGCUAACCCUACAAAUAACCUCAAAGUUGGAGUGACAACCAACAGAUCGCAGGUUCCAUCCAUCAGACAUAAAAAAGCAGUGGAAGGUUCUUCCAAUGGCCAUUUUGAAGCAGUUGAGGAGAAGCUUAAGGAGUUGCUAGAUCCAGAAGGAGGAAUUAGCAAAAGUAAAGAUGCUACCAAAGGCUACUUGAAGCUUCUGCUUCUUACUGUGGCAUCAGGUGAUAGGAGUAAUGUUGAAGCCAUUCAAAGCUGCAGCAACCGAGACCUUUCUUUGAUUCUUGGUGCCCUUUUGGAAACAAGAUCAAGAACUGUGCUGAAUGAUAUAAUUAAGAAAAAUGGUUUACGCAUGCUACACAACAUAAUGAAGCGAUACAGGCAGGACUUUAAAAAAAUUCCAAUUCUGCGAAAGCUUCUUAAGGUCUUAGAGCGCCUGGCAGAAAGAAAGAUUUUGACAUUUGAGCACAUUAAUGGCAGUCCCCCUUGUCGUGGAAUGGAGAGCUUUAGGGAGUCAAUGCUGUCCUUAACGGAACAUGAAGACAAAGAGGUCCACCAAAUUGCUCGGAGCUUUCGAGACAGAUGGAUUCCUAGAUCUUUCAGAAAACGUCGCUUUGUAAACAGGGAUGACUGUGGGGUGAAAUCUUAUAGGAAUUUCAAACGCAACCGAUAUUCAGCAUUGCUGAACCAUGCAUGUGACCAGAGUUUGAGACCUACUAAAGGAAUAGAUUGUGCCCAGCUGCCUUUGGUUGAAACAAGUUCAGUCAAUGUUGUUGCCCAGAGGGGCUGCUCUGCACCAUCUCUGAAUGGGUGUGAAACCAGUGGGCGAAUGAGACGUAAACGUAAAAGUCGAUGGGAUCAACUAGCGGCGACCAAUUCAGUUGUAGUGUCUUCUGAGAGCAAGGAAGGAAAUGUUGUCUCUAAGCAGUCAAAGCAAGCUGAUGUUGUUAUUAAUGCUUUUGAUAGUGGACAGAAUAUUUCUGAAGAUGCUCCGCCUGGGUUUUCCUGUUUAUUCCAGCCCUUGGGUUCUUCAAAUGCCUCACAGAACUCUGGUGUUCUUGCUUUGCAACAUCCGGGCCAUUCUGGUUCUAGACAUCCCUCUGAUGCGGUUAUAGGUUAUCCGAGGAAAAAAUUUAAUUAUCGCUUGCCUGUCUCAUAUGGAGUUCCAUGGCCUGUUAUCCAACAUUAUGGAACACCUCACGUGGAAGAUGAAGGCAAAUGGGUCACUGCACCAGGCAUGCCUUUCUAUCCGUUUCCUCCACCGCCCCAAUAUCAACCCCAGAAUGACUCUCAAUCUUCUAAGUCUACUGAUGCUAUGAAAAUAGAUCAGCCUGCAAAAAUUGUGAAGCGAGAUUCUAGUGGUCUAGUUAAUUGUUACUCGGAUGAUAUGGCUCCCAGCACAACUGGUCUUGAUGCUAAAGACCUUUCAUAUGAGGAUAAUAACCACAUUUCUGAACCAUUGAAGGGCUCUCCUAAUGAGUUGGGCAAGAGUUACUUCAGGCAACAAAAAUGGAAUAAAUCAAAAAUACCUCGACCGUGGUCCAGGAGGAAAUUCUGGAGUUAUAAUGAGAGCAACUCUGGGGGUGGUAUGGGCAAUAUAGGUGUAGUAGAUGUACCAGAGGAUGCAAUUUGUAGAGGGAGAUGACAACAACAAUUGAUAGCAUUUACAGCAGCUGAUCCAACAUUAAUCACAGGGACCCCCUACCCUUCUUUUCACACAUUAGUUAAUCCUUCUGUUCCUGAAUAUAGGUAUAGAUCCAAUGAAAAACUCAUUCAAUUCCA
Messenger RNA from Neltuma alba, 2530 nucleotides. Its product is annotated as histone-lysine N-methyltransferase ASHH2. Lineage: Eukaryota; Viridiplantae; Streptophyta; Magnoliopsida; Fabales; Fabaceae. The transcript has 10 exons. The coding region runs from base 261 to 2393 and encodes 710 amino acids. The record is from RefSeq and is a predicted model, not a curated record.